AUGGCCAGCUCACCGCGCACCAUCCAAUCGCGCCUUAGCCAUCUCGUCAAACAUUGGCCAGUAGACAAUGUCCGCCCAGCCUCUGUUUCUGUGCAAUCCUACUUGAACUUCGCUCUAGGCCAGAAGCCCGAAGUUGACCCCAAAGAGAAAAAGUCCGAUGCUCCUCCCCCAAGACAACCUGUGGUCUCCGACUCCUCCGCCAGCGCCCUGCAAGCACUCCUUGAAAACCGCUUCGUCACCCGUUACCCCAUGGGAAAGAACAUUCGAUUCCCCGCAAGUGACCCUGAUCAUUACGAUAAUGUUGUACGCGAGUUUGAAGAAGCUCCCAGCCGAGACUGGGUUGGCCGGAUCCGCAAGCGCUUGGGUGGAUUGUUCCGCCUUUCCUAG
Penicillium angulare is the source of this 387-nucleotide messenger RNA. Its product is annotated as ubiquinol-cytochrome c reductase complex assembly factor 2. Gene Ontology annotation, biological process: mitochondrial respiratory chain complex III assembly. Gene Ontology annotation, molecular function: ribosome binding. The transcript has 2 exons. Gene Ontology annotation, cellular component: mitochondrion; Cbp3p-Cbp6 complex. The record is from RefSeq and is a predicted model, not a curated record. Lineage: Eukaryota; Fungi; Ascomycota; Eurotiomycetes; Eurotiales; Aspergillaceae. The coding region runs from base 1 to 387 and encodes 128 amino acids.